AUGUGGGAAAGACAGAAGCAUCAGCCACGGCGUAAAAAGCAGACGUUUGCUUCGUCUCUUCUCGACGCCAUUUAUCAUUCCAUCGAUGAUUCUGUAGGCCUAAAGGAACAAGAAGUGGGAGAUUUUGUGAUUCAUGAAAGAAACAAUGUUGCAGAAGUCGAAGAACGAAUCGAGAGCAUUAGACGAGCAAUCAUGAUAGAAAAAUGGAUUGAAAACUACAGAAGCAUCACUCCAAGGCACUUUGCUUCAAAUUCAGGCUCAUCAACAGACUCGAGCAUGUUUUCACCCUCUGAAACCGAGUCAUCGUCACUUUUUACAGGGCAGAAACUGAAUCAACGUCGGGAUCUCAUUCCUGAAAGGCUGUGCAAAAUUGCACCAUUGGAGACGGAUCGGAAAGGAGGAUUCAUUAGAACAAAAUCCAAGAUUUUUCGAGAGUCGAAGAAGGUGAAAGAGCCCUAUUCACCAGGUGCUAAAAUUGCCAACUUCUUGAAUUCCAUUUUCAGCCCAAGAAACCUGAAGAAAAAUCAGGGCAUGGAGGAAUCGAAUUCAGUGAGAAAAUCUAAAUCAAUGAAGGACACAACAACAUGCUCAUUGGCUUCAAGAUCUUGCUUAAGCAGAACAAUGUCUUUGAGAGCCAAUAAAUCAAAGAAGUCUGUCCAAAUUUCCUCUGUCAGCAAUUGUAAUGCAGAAGAUAGUGUCGGCAGCAGCUUCAUCAAGAAAAACAUCGAUAGUUUUCGAGAUUUCGAAGGGAAGAAUCUUCGAAAACAUGAAAUUAGGGAGGUAUAUGAAGAUGAUAAUGAUGUGGAUGAUAAGAGUUGUGCAAGUUCUGAUCUUUUUGAGCUUGAGAAUAUUGGCAGGGUUGGAAUUAGAUCAUAUGAAGAAGAUUUGCCAGUGUAUGGAACUACAAGUCUUAGAAUGAACAAGGCCAUUGCUAGUGGAUUGGUCGUGUAG
Fraxinus pennsylvanica is the source of this 951-nucleotide messenger RNA. The record is from the annotation of a GenBank genome assembly. NCBI's taxonomy places the organism in Eukaryota, Viridiplantae, Streptophyta, Magnoliopsida, Lamiales, Oleaceae.